Molecule: messenger RNA, 2313 nt
Organism: Mus pahari (shrew mouse)
Lineage: Eukaryota; Metazoa; Chordata; Mammalia; Rodentia; Muridae
Gene: Ctso
Product: cathepsin O
Exons: 8
Coding region: 50-985 (311 amino acids)
Cellular component (GO): lysosome
Molecular function (GO): cysteine-type endopeptidase activity
Source: RefSeq, a predicted model, not a curated record
CGGAGCCGAGAAACCGAAAGAGAAAGCAGGCUGGGCGCAGAGCGCCGGGAUGAAGCCUCAGUUGGCCAGCCUCUUACUCCUGUGUUGUUGCUGUUUUCGCCGCGGGGUCGCCAGGACCUGGUCUUGGAGCCACCAGCGGGAGGCAGCCGCCUUGCGGGAAAGCCUUAAUAGACACCGAUACUUGAACUCUUUUCCUCAAGAAAACUCCACUGCCUUCUAUGGAGUAAAUCAGUUUUCUUAUUUGUUUCCUGAAGAGUUUAAAGCUUUGUAUUUAGGCAGCAAACCUGCCUGGGCUCCCAGAUACCCAGCAGAAGGACAGAGACCUAUCCCCAAUGUGUCUUUGCCAUUGAGAUUUGACUGGAGGGACAAGCAUGUUGUGAGUCAAGUAAGGAACCAGAAGAUGUGUGGAGGAUGCUGGGCCUUCAGCGUGGUGAGUGCAAUAGAGUCAGCUUGUGCAAUCCAAGGGAAACCUCUGGAUUACCUGAGCGUGCAGCAGGUCAUCGACUGCUCCUUUAAUAAUUCUGGCUGCCACGGUGGCUCUCCUGUCAGUGCCUUGAGCUGGCUAAAUGAGACACAGUUGAAGUUGGUGGCAGAUUCACAGUACCCAUUCAAGGCAGAAAAUGGCCUGUGUCGCUACUUUCCUCAAUCACAAUCUGGAGUUUCAGUCAAGGAUUUUUCUGCAUAUGAUUUCAGUGACCAAGAGGACAAAAUGGCCAGAGCACUUCUGUCCUUUGGCCCUUUGGUGGUGAUAGUUGAUGCGGUGAGCUGGCAGGAUUAUCUGGGGGGCAUUAUCCAACAUCACUGCUCCAGUGGGGAGGCAAACCACGCCGUUCUCAUCACAGGCUUUGAUAAGACAGGAAAUAUUCCAUAUUGGAUGGUGCGAAACUCCUGGGGAACUUCCUGGGGAGUAGAAGGCUAUGCCCACGUGAAAAUGGGAGGUAAUGUUUGUGGCAUUGCAGACUCUGUCGCUGCUGUCUUUGUGUGAUCAUGAAAUGUCUUGGAUUCCCCAUGAGACAACUACUAAAAUGGUGCACUUCAUAGACUGAUCUAACAUAAUACUCAACUCUCAACAUUAUGCACCAUCAAGUUCCAACAACUUGUCUGCAGAGAGGUUCUAAGAGCAAACUUGCAUUUUGUAAAGCAACCUAGGACAGUCUAUUUUUCGCAGAGAGAUGGACAGCCAAAGUUCAUAGGAAAUCUCCAGCACUUUGACUGAUCAACGGACUCUGUGGGAUAGUGUGCACUUCUGAGAGUUUGGUGGGAUCAGAAGUCACAUAGUGUCCUCCAUCUGGAAGUGGUUGGGAUUUCUGCUUGCUUGUUGUCUUUCUGGCUGUCUAUUUUAAUGUAGUACUUUGGUCAGGUUGAAUCGAAGAAAUGAUGAGACUUUGUUAUCCUUUGUGACUUAUAAUCACCAGUCUUAGAUUACCUCAUCUACAAGAACUCUCAACCUGAUGCAAUAUGUACCUCACAAUUAGAAUGGCCUUCUGAAAUGGAGUUCCAUGCGGACAGAUUUGGAAUAUCAGUUGUUUUAUCUCAGCAAAUGGAACUUACUCUAGCCAGUAGACCAUAUGUACACAAAGAAGAAACAACUAUGCACAAAGAGCAUCCCGUCUUCAGAGAGACAAUCCAACUGGAGUUAAAUAAACACGUGACAAUGGUGUGACAAGGAGUACACUAUUCCACUUCCAGGGAGUCAUAAUGACUAUAAAGCUUCACUGUCAAGCACCCAAAAUGUUUAGCUUCUUGCCUCCUUCCCUCUGCCGUAGAGAAUGAAGUAUUGUCCACAUUUAUUCCCUCUCUUGUCCUUUAUGGUACAAUUUCUAUGGUUUCCUGGUGGUUCACCUUCCAUUCCAAAGUAACUCAGUGCUCUUGGUUAUAUUCCAUUUCUGUUACCCAAUCUCUUGUUUAAAAAAAUAAUAAUCUCUGACUUGGGCUCACAUUGCUCCUUGUCUCUGUCCUUCAUUAGAAUACCAACAUCAAGAACAAACCUCCUUACUCUUUUGUCUGUACCAGUGAGAAGCAAUCUCCAAUGUGCAGAUCGUGGAGUGUAAAGAAGUGGCAGAAGACAGUUCUUAACAUUUUGAAUAGAGUAGUCUAAUUAUCAAAGGAAUCCAGAAAGGAGUUUAGUUCAGCUAUAGUUUUUCUUAAUGACUUUCAGUAUGUUAUCAGCAAUGUUUCUAAUACCCAGUUUAAAAUGCAGAUAAACUUUAAAUUUUCAAAGUGAUUGUUACCUUUUAAAUGUUCUGAUUUGAUAACAUUUAUAAUAAGACAACCUACAUUUGAUUUUUGAAUUAAAAAGAAAACAUUCUUAAA